Lichtheimia ornata is the source of this 774-nucleotide messenger RNA. RefSeq lists its product as uncharacterized. The record is from RefSeq and is a predicted model, not a curated record. The transcript has 3 exons. NCBI's taxonomy places the organism in Eukaryota, Fungi, Mucoromycota, Mucoromycetes, Mucorales, Lichtheimiaceae. Bases 1 to 774 code for a protein of 257 amino acids.
AUGGCUCGCUCACACAACAAUGGAUAUCAGUCUAUGUUAAACACCCAGUUCUCCACUUCGCCUAAUUCUUACCAUUCUACUCACGAUGCCCUGUUGCGAAAUGCACAUGAGGACAGCAAUGGAGCAAUGGCACAACCUGAACAACAAAGAACUAGCCAAGUCACUACCCGCUCAAGUUCAAGUGAUACGUUACAUGCAUUAUCCAAAGGACAAGACCACAAGAGCGAUAACGAGGAUAGUGACGAUGAGAUGCAAAGAGCCGAACGGCGUCCCUUGUUGAGUGGUAAUCACCACAGCAACACCAGCAACAACAACAACAACAACAACAACAACAAACAAAAGCACCAUGAACAGCCACACUCUACUUUGAUGCAAGUAUUACAUGCUAUCCUUGGCGAGAUUACUGGAUCCGAAUAUCUUGAAAACUCGGGUAGCGUAGCUCGAGAUCAUCUUGCUAAUGAACGGACGUACCUCGCUUGGCUGCGAACCAGUUUAUCGACCAUAUCUGUGGGCGUAGGUAUCACACAGCUGUUUCGCCUGGACAGAGCAGUGGAGCAUGAUCCUUAUCUGAGAACGUGGGGUAGACCUGUCGGACUCAUAUUCAUAUUCAUGGCUAUGCUGUUUCUUUCUUUUGCAUUUGUACGCUACUUUCAUUGUCAGACGACCAUGAUCAAGGGAUACUUUCCAGCAUCUCGUGGCAUUGUUGUAUUCACUUCUACCCUCACCCUCCUUUCCAUGAUCGCACUCUUACUCGCUGUCUUUUUUAAACGCUAA